Heterocephalus glaber (naked mole-rat) is the source of this 5234-nucleotide messenger RNA. RefSeq names its product proline and serine rich 2 (gene Proser2). Lineage: Eukaryota; Metazoa; Chordata; Mammalia; Rodentia; Bathyergidae. The record is from RefSeq and is a predicted model, not a curated record.
CCCCCAAUUUAAACCUCACACCACCGUAUGAGGACCUCCGAGAGGCGGCCUCCGGGACACCUGGGGCGCCGGGGCCUAGCCCUUUAAGUGCGGAGGGCGGGCGCGCGCGCAGCGUGCGUCCGGGAACCCGCGUCCGGGAGCUGGGAGCACGCGGGGCGGUCCGGCAGUUGGCGAGGCGCGCGGACUCGGGGAGGCUCCGGCGCUGGGCUCCGGGUCGUGGUCCGCGUGGGCACCUGCUGUCCCUGGAAGGGGCUCCGGCCAGAAGUACUCUUCUGCCUCAGGAUGGGAUACUGGCUCCUGCCCCUCUUCCUGUGAGCAAGCCAGCAUCUGAGGUUUCUGUGGGGAUGCCUGUCAACCACCACAAAUCAGACUCUUUGGAGAUGGACUCGGACAUGUCACCCAGCUGCAGACUCAGUGACUUGAGCAGAGGAGGGAGUUUGGAGAGUUGGAGCAGCAGCUCUCGGUCCAGAAGUUUCACUUUGGAUGAUGAAAGCCUCAAGUACCUCACACAUGAGGAAAAAGACGUCAUCCUGUUCUUUGAAGAGACUCUGGAUUCCCUGGAAGAUGACUUGGAGGAGCCAAUCCUGUGUGACAGUGGCAUUCAUUGCCAAUCUCCACAGUCUUUGGAAGAGAGCCCGUCCAGUCACUCUGAGCCUGAAGAUGUCAUCAAUUUAGUGCAGCCUGGACCUGCUGCUGGGGAAGCGGAGUGCCUUCCAGACACAUCUCAGAUAGCAGGGGCCGGACCUAUUGGGAAAGAGGAUGAUCUUGUCCUUGAAGGCAGGAAGCACAAAGCUGAGAAGUCCCCACAGUCAGGCUCCACAGUUCCAGAGGCUGUUCCUCUGCCUCCCUUGUCUCCAUCUGAAACUCCAGCCCAUCCCAGGAAGGAGCUGCUCCCUCCUCCUCCUCCAGCAGAGCACCCAAAGCUCCCACGCUCUGUCCCCACUCCUCUUGUGAUUGCUCAGAAAAUUUCUGAGAAGUUGGCAGGAAAUGAAGCUCUUUCCCCCACAUCUCCCUCCAAAGAAGACAGGCCUGGAGAAUGGAGGACACUGGCUUCUCUAGCCCCUUGGAAUGGGGACCACCUCCUGUGGCACAGACACAUGGCACAGCCCCCAGCCAAGAUUCACCGCUUCCCCAGUAAUAUCAGUGUGACCAACAGCUCAGGGAAGGAAUUCAGUAAGACCAUCUCAAAGGCGGCUGUCAAUGUGCAGGAGCGGAAAGCCCAGGUCCUGGCCAACAUCAAUGGUGUCUCCUUCCACAAUCCAGGAGACACAGAAGACCGGUCACAGAAUAGUGACCUUCCAGAGCAAAGGAAUGUCUCUCUAGAUCAGACAGCACAUGCUCAGGACACCCCAGGCCUGGCCACUGAGGCCACAGGCCCCCGAGCAGCAGGGCAGUCCAGCAGUCAGCAGUCCAGAGGCGUGCAGACAGAACAGCCCUCCUUGCUGCCCAACGGCUUCCAGAGCAUCCACGAGGCCCUCAGGAGUGAGCCCAGUCCCUUUGUGUCCACUGGAAAGACCAUCACCUUCCGCCCAGACCCUACUCUUGCCAGCAAACUGGCGCGCCAGAAUGCCAGCAGGAGCACCUAUGAGCCCCAGCAGCCGGACUCUAGCCAGGACACCAGGAGGCGGGGGUGCUCCCUCCCCAGAGCAGUGGGCUUCAGACCCCAGGGCAUCACUGUGCAGUUCUCCGGCCGUGGCUCCACAGAGGAAGCCCGGCGGGAGGCCCUCCGCAAGCUCGGGCUGCUGAAGGAAAACUUGUGAUGAGGACUGUGUCUUGGGAAGCUGCAGGAGGCAUGUGGCUGGCCGAGGCUGGCAGAAUGGCUGAAAUAUACCUGGUUUUCCACUCCCUAAAAAGAGGGUGAAAUGAAACACUAUUGUUGAUACAUGGUUAUCUCGUACUGUAACUCCAGGAGCUGGUUGGUAUAAAAUGCACAGUCCUUCAUCCCAGAUGCUGUGCCAGUGCAGGAAAGAGCCCGGUGCUUGGCAUCAGGAAUCCCACAGCUGAGCAGAUUCUCUUCUGUGAAAGAGAAACUAAGCUAUGUCUUGUCAUCUUUUUUCAGAGGUCUCAGAGAAAGAAUAACCUUUAACACCUGUUGGCUUCCAUGAUUUGUUAAUGCCAUAUGUUUUUAGAUUCAGGAAGAGGGAGGAGACCUGAUUCGUCAAUUCUUGAGUCUUUGCUCUAGACUUCUAUCACAAGUAUGUAACAUGAAAGCCAUUUUAGAUCUCUUCUACUCAGGAUUUUCCCCUUGUUUUCUAUGAACGUAAAAAAGAAAUGCCCAUUAAGUUUUUAUAGUGUCAUGAUACUUUUUUGGUUUUUUGUUUUUGAAGGCUGAAAGAUGGUACUUUGCCCCUGGGUGUGCUUUUGUUUCUUGAUAUAAUUUGGUUUGCCCAGUAUUUUAAUUGAUAAAUUAAAAUGAAACCUUUAGAAUAUCAUUUACUAUAAUUUUGAGUUAUGAAAGUAAAAUAGAAAGGUUGAAUUGGGAAAAAGUGGUAAUUUUGAGAAGGCAAGUCUCCUCAGACUGCAAAACCUAUUUUCCUAGACCAUGUAUAUGAGUUUGCUGUGUGUAUAUAUGUACAUAAUGUGUAUUAACAUAUACAUAGGUAUUGUGUGUUUGGUGUGCAUGUUAUUACAUACAUAAAAAACUCCUGAAAAUCCUAUUAAAUAACUUCAGGAUAUGAGCACUUCCUAUUCUCUUGAUAGAUGCAGCCACCUCAGCAUUGUGAUGGAUGACAUAAGAAAUUGCUUCCUAAAAGGGAAGUCUUUUUAGGCCAUGUGUACAUUUGCAAACAUAGUUUUUCCUCAAUGGUGUAUUCUUCUGUUCCCAGUUAAAAUAAUAUUCCCUGAUUCCAAAUAAGCCACAUUUUUCCUUUUUCAGUGAAAAACAUUUUUAAAAACUGAUCUUUUUUUAGUUUAUCACCUCACUUGAGUUUUGUGUGUUCCAAGGUAGCUAGGAAACAAAAGAUUCUCAAAAAAUCCCUCAUUGGUUAUGUUUCAUGAGCAACAUCUCAGAAUUAAUUUAAAAGGGGGAAAACAGUGAACUAGGUUACACAGCAUGAAAAGAGCUGGUUUGUCUCCCAGACUAUGUCCUACAUGCUGAGUUGUGGCCACAGCAUUAUUAUCAAAACUAUUUUAAAUCUGGAGUCUUCAACCUCUGAAAAUAGAUGAGGAGGGGCUGCGCUGGGCAGUCAUGCCCUUCUGUUUCUGUAUCCCUACCAGCACCGUAAUAGGGCCCGUUUCUUUCCUGCUGGGUAUUACUGAAAUUCAAACUUUAAAAUGUACUGUGAAGGGCAUUUUUUUUGUAGUAUUCCACUUGCCUUAUAAGUUACAUAAAACAAAUGAUUAUGGUUUUUUUUUCCUUAGAACCACAGUAUUUAGUGUCUCAUCCAGUUCAUGUUCUCAUGAAAUAAUCUCAAAGAUUCUUGAUGAUCUUAACUUAAAUAGGUGCUUUGAUUUUUUUUUUAUUCCAGUUUAUGUUGGAUUUGUUUAAAGGAUUCAUGAGUUUCCUUUUUACAAAGUGAGAUGCCAUAUACAGUGUUUGAGGGUCUUGGUAGAGCUAAUAUUUUACAUAUCCUUUUAUAUGAGGAUUGUUUUUAUCUUACCCUAUGAUUUUAUUGUGAAUAGGUGAACUUGACUGUAUAUUAGUAUGUUUGUUCUUAUAAUGACAUUUUUGAAAAAUAAAUUUAGUUUUAUCUUACAUAUAAGCAACUUUGAUUUUGACAUUAUGCACAGUAUCCUGUUACUUUCUUUUAAGUGGUUAUGUCUUUUCCUUCUAUUUAUUCAUAAUUAUACUGACUUUACUCAAGUCAUUUCUUAUGCCCACAGUCUUUGUGAUCAAAGCCCUACGUUUUCUAAGAGCUUCAAAGGACAGUUGCUAGUGACCUAACCUGUAUGUGUACAUAACAUAUUAACAAAAAAUCUAGUUUGCCAAGAGGCAUUAGUUUCCUUGCCACAACUAUGUGGUGUUACAUUUGUAAAGGCCGUCUGGUUCAAGGUAAUUUGAAGGACUAUAUUUCAAAAAAAGAUUGUAAUGAAAAGGAAAGAUGAAUCCGAAAUGCCAGUUUCUUUUCAAGCGAUGCUUGUAAAUCUUUCUCUUAUGUUUAUGAAACUCUUAAUAUUUAAAAAUCAGAAAAAAUUCUCCUUUGCUUUUAAGGAAGUGUACAAAUGUCCAGACUCAAGUCUUAACAAGCAAACAGCACUACUUUGCAAGAACCAAGAUGAGACCAUUUGCUCCAGGUCUCUCUCCCACCAUCAUCCUUCCUUUGACAUUUGGUCCCCAGUGUGCAUACUUUUCUUCACAAAUUUGGCAGCAAUUUUGGACUUUUCUUUAUUUCCUCCUCCUGAAGUACACAUUCUUCUAUAAUGCUGCUUGAGAAGGCACAGGAAGAGAGAGAUUUGAGGAUGCCACCCAGCAGGAAUUCUGAGGGCACUGCUGUGCACAGUGUUUAACAUAGGGCUCUCUGCUCUGUGCAUCUUGCCCUGAGGCAGAGCCACUGAGGAGGCAGUGGCCAGGGCUCAGUGCCUGAGCUGCGUUCGUACUCUCCCCCUCUUGGGCUGGGCAAGCUGACUUUAAUUAUGAAGGAUUCUUUGCUCAAAUCUGGUGAGUAGCUCCCAUAGUAGGAUCCCCCAUUUAGAACUGGCUUUCAUGAAGCACUUGUGGAGCCCUUAGCACUGACCUUUUUAUUAAAAAAAAAUCGGGCUGGGAAUGUAUUUCACUGGUAGAGUUCUAAACCAUCAUGCAUGAGUCCCUGGCUUCAUUUGCCAGGAGGGGAGGAAAUCAAUAGUUCAUACUUUUUAACCCCUAUAGCUCUAACUGGGGAUUUGACCUUGCAGAGAAUUCAGUGGUGAUUUUUUUUUUUUUUGUAUAGGUGAUCUAAGAAAUCAGUUCUUAGCCAGGCAUGGUGGUGUGCACCUGUAAUCGCAACACUCAAAAGGCUGAGGCAGGAAGAUUGCAAGUUUGAGCCCAACCUGGGCUACUUAAAUCCUAUCUCAAAAAAUAAAAAGUAGUUGUUUGUAGUGAAAGCCCUGGGUUCAAUCUCCAGUACUACAAAAAGAAAAAAUCAGUUCAUUAAUGAAGAGAGAGAAAUAAGAUAAAUAUGACAACAGUUUUAUCAAGAAAUGUGUACCUUGUGUGCUGAUGUUUUCCAAAUGAUAUGCAUAAUGGGAACAUUGUUUCUCUUUGGGUGUAUUCUGUCCUUAUGACAUAGCAAGACCAAUAAAUUUUUUUUGUCCCUAAA